GAAAGUGAACGUUUUGCACACUUUCGGCCGGGACCGCCAGGUUCAAUCCUCAUUUACCUGAUUUUGGUGAAAAAGGAUUAAAUGGGACUGUUUGAAAUCUCAGCGCCCCCUAAAGGCUUAGAACUGCAAUACAAGGAGCUAUUUACAACUGAAGCUUUAAACUUUGUAGCUGAGCUUGUUCUCAAGUUUGAGAGUGAAGUAGAACAGAUAUUGAGGGAUCGACAGAUAAAGAAAAUACAGCUUGACAAAGAAUGUGUGCUGCCAUCUUUUCUAGAAGAAACAAAACAUAUUCGCGAUUCUGAUUGGAGAGUUGCUCCUUUGCCAGAACGUCUCCUUUGUCGGCAUGUUGACAUUGGUGAUAUCUCACCGACCAAUCAGGAGCUCUUUCACAAAGCACUGAGGUCAAAAGCCUCGGGAGUUCAGGUUGAUUUUGAUGAUGGCCACUGUCCUACAUGGAACAAUCAGAUCAUUGGCUUAUAUAAUGUUCAGCAGGUGGUAGCAGGCAAAAUCCCAGAUAUUGAUAUUGCUACUUCUCCAUUGUUGAUGCUGAGACCAAGAGCUUGGAAUAUGAUGGAAUCAAAUAUGAUGGUAAAUGGGAAACAAGUGCCAGGUGCUCUCUUUGAUUUUGGUUUACUGAUGUACCAUAAUGCAGCCUCUUUACACAGACAUAAGUCAGGGCCUUUCUUCUAUCUUUCUAAGCUGGAAAACCACAUCGAGGCAAGACUCUGGGAGGAAAUUUUAACUUUUACAGAAAAGCAGUUAAAGUUGCCACGUGGAACAGCCAAGGUGUGUGUGUUGAUCGAAAACAUCCUUGCUGCAUUUGAGACUCAUGAGAUACUUUAUGAACUACGUGAUCAUAGUUUGGGUCUUAAUUGUGGAGUCUUCGACUACAGCGCCUCUAUCAUCCAAAAGUUUGGUAAAUGGAAAGGUUUUGUGCUACCCGACAGACAGAAGUAUGUCUCGAUGAAUGAACAUUUCCUGCAGCAGUACCUGGCUCUCGUUGUACAGACCUGCCACCAGAGGGCAUGUCCUGUAACUGCGGGAAUGGCUGCUGGAGUGUUGCCUAGCAACAAUAAACAAAAAUCACAAGAAAUCAUCGAAAAUGUUCUAAAAAGCAAGAGGACAGAGGUGGUGGCGGGUGUAGAUGGCUUCCUGGUGUAUGACCUUGGACUAGUGGAACCUGCCCUUCAGCUGUUGCAGGAACCAAGAGAAUGUGUACCAAAGUUAAAUAACCAAAUCACAUCAUCUGAUCUCUUGAGAAUACCCCAAGGUGGUGAUACAAUGGAAGGCUUGAAGCACAAUAUAGCUGUCACCAUUCUCUUCAUAUACGCCUGGUUUCAAGGUGAAGGCCACUUUGUGUACAAAGGUAACGUUGAAGAUUCUGCUACUGCCGAGAUAUCUCGCUCUCAAAUCUGGCAGUGGAUACGCCAUCAGGUCCCUCUGGAAACAUCAACGUCCACUGCUGCCAUGGCAACCACUGAGUCAACCCCUGUCACCAUAGUAACAGUCAAACUUGUGAAAACAUUAAUUGAGGCAUUUCUUCUGGAUUGCCACAAUAGUGAUGUUAUGUAUAAACAAGAUAGUAGAAGAUUAGAAGCUGCCGCUCGUGUCAUGGAGAAUAUUGUUACUUCUAGAGAGUUCCUAAACUUUAUUACUACAUAUUUGUAUGAGUCGAAUAUUGUCAAGUAUAUGCAAAAGAUGGAGUAAUGAUAGACAUACAAUGAUAUCAUUGUGAAAGAAUAGAGGUUUUGCUAUAUAACUUCUUAUUUGCAUAAUUAACUAUAAGGACUUACAUAGU
Owenia fusiformis is the source of this 1798-nucleotide messenger RNA. Lineage: Eukaryota; Metazoa; Annelida; Polychaeta; Sabellida; Oweniidae. The record is from the annotation of a GenBank genome assembly.